Syngnathus acus (greater pipefish) is the source of this 1815-nucleotide messenger RNA. RefSeq names its product alpha-1A adrenergic receptor-like. Gene Ontology annotation, biological process: adenylate cyclase-activating adrenergic receptor signaling pathway; phospholipase C-activating G protein-coupled receptor signaling pathway; cell-cell signaling. Lineage: Eukaryota; Metazoa; Chordata; Actinopteri; Syngnathiformes; Syngnathidae. Gene Ontology annotation, cellular component: membrane. Gene Ontology annotation, molecular function: alpha1-adrenergic receptor activity. The record is from RefSeq and is a predicted model, not a curated record.
UUUUACGUGUGCUAUUUCUUCAGCAUGGCGGAUUCAAACUUAAGGAACGACACUAUCCAUGGGAUCUAUUUCACGGAGCCUCUCAAUGGCUCUGCAAUGGAGCUAAUAUUUCUAAACGACAGCACUGCGGCGUGUUCGAACUUUACACUUGACUCCCGAUCCGUUUGGCUCGGCCUUUUUCUCGGUUUAUUUAUUCUGGUGGCGAUCGUGGGUAACAUUUUGGUUAUUUUGUCCGUGUUGUGCAACAGUCACUUGCAGACGGUGACCAACUUCUUUAUAGUCAACUUGGCGAUGGCGGACCUGCUCCUGAGCAUCGUGGUGCUGCCCUUCUCCGCUUCUCUGGAGGUUCUGGGCUGCUGGGUGUUCGGCCGGGUGUUUUGCAAUAUCUGGGCGGCGGUGGACGUGCUGUGCUGUACUGCCUCCAUCCUCAGCUUGUGCAUCAUCUCCGUGGACCGCUACAUAGGCGUCAAACACUGCCUCAAGUACCCGAGCAUCAUGACCGAGAGGAGGGCGGGCGUCAUUCUGGUUUUGGUGUGGGUGUCGUCCACAGUCAUCUCGGUUGGACCGCUGCUGGGUUGGAAAGAACCGCCACCCGUGGACGAGAGCAUCUGCAGGAUUACGGAGGAGCCCGGAUACGCGCUCUUCUCCUCUCUCUUCUCCUUCUACCUGCCGCUCCUGGUCAUCCUCAUUAUGUACUUUCGGGUCUACGUGGUGGCCCGAAGGACUACCAGAAGCCUGGAGGCGGGUGUCAAGCGGGAACGAGACAAGUCCGUGGAGGUGGUUCUGAGGAUCCACUGCCGCAGCGUGCUGGAGGAUGCGCGCGCGGUCAGCUCCAAAAGCAACAAGCAGCACCCGUUCAGGAGCUCGCUCUCCGUGCGCCUCAUGAAGUUCUCGGGAGAAAAGGCGGCCAAAACCCUCGCCAUCGUCGUAGGCAUGUUUAUCCUCUGUUGGCUGCCUUUUUUCUUCUUUUUACCUUUUGGCUCCUUCUUUCCAGCGAUGAAGCCAUCAGAGACAGUAUUCAAGGUGGUCUUUUGGCUGGGCUACUUCAACAGCUGCAUCAAUCCCAUGAUCUACCCCUGCUCCAGCAAAGAGUUCCAGCGGGCUUUCACCCGCCUACUCAAGUGUCGCUGCCGCCAGAGGCGGAGGGCUCUGCGUCGCUUCUAUGACCAGAAAUGGCGCUCGGCCAUCAGGGGAAUGGCGUUGGAACAAAGAGGGGAACACGAGUCAGGCUACACCACGCACGGCUCCUGCGGCAGCUCUUUGUUAAGCAAGCCAGGGGGGAGUUUAAAGAGAUGGAACCUGUUCCCACCGCUGCAGAAGUCCUCCUUUCAGCUCAAAGAAACAGUGAACAACCUGUCAAAUAAAAUUAAGGGAAGCACGGGGCGAGGAAGUGCACCUGCAGUGGUCGAUGCAGUUUCAAUGGGGAUUUACAACGUGUGUGAACAAAGCAGUUAUCACAUCUAUGACUUGGCUGAGUGUUACGGCCUGAAGGAGACAGACAUUUAAGAGGACGCUUUAUUCUCAAAAGGCUCUUUUGGACCAAAUAUCAUUUGAUCAUUCACAUUCAGAACCACCACAAUAAAGGACAGAGAAUAAGAUUCACUGUAUCAGAAAUCUGGCUUGAUCAAAACGAAAUACUGAGUCUUUAUGUUUUUGUUAAAAAAAAAAAUCUUGUAUUGUGCACGUGGUCGUCUUGUGACCGGGAAGUGUAACUGACAGGUGCAACUGUUGAUUGUUCUAAAAUGAGAGCACGUUAAAUUAUUUCCAUCCAUCACGAUCACAAAAGAUUGAACACAUUUUUUUCAAUUUUGCUUG